AUGGAUAGAAAAUCUGCUAGAAUAAAAGCAGAGUUGCAAAGAUAUGGUUGGAAAGUUUCAAAGAAGUUUAAAUAUAGGAAGGGAAGACCCAUAAAAGUCUAUGACAAACUGGCUGGUCUGACCUAUGAAAUGGACUUGGAAACAGCACGCGCAAAUUAUCCAAACAGGUUAGAGAGGUUAGAAGAAGAACGUCUUAUGGACAUGCCUUUCGAUGUUUCUGAGCCUCAAGUUGAAGGACACGACGGCUUUGCCAGAUUCUACUGGAAACAUGACGAACAAUUGCAUCCUUUGAGAAGGAAAAAAGGGAAGGGUGAAGACAAACAUGCUCCCAUGGAAAGAACAAGAUAUGCAUAUGAGAAGUAUCGUGAAGUUAGAAGUCAAAUUACAUCUGGUCGAACCUUUACAGUAAACUUUGACGAAGGAAAGAACAAAGAAGGCUUCAUGGGUGUACUUGCUGCAAUUCAAGACGGAAAUAA
Molecule: messenger RNA, 476 nt
Organism: Trichomonas vaginalis G3
Lineage: Eukaryota; Parabasalia; Trichomonadida; Trichomonadidae
Exons: 1
Source: RefSeq, a predicted model, not a curated record